CGGAAAAGGGUCAAACACGUGAGGGUGUGGCAAAUGGCCUUUCCAAAUUUCCUUUGGCCCCAAGGCAAUCAGCCCGGCGCACCAUAAUAAAUAAUAAUCUCUUGCAUUUCUUUUUUCUUGUACGCUGCUGGGUCCGUUUCUCGAAGGAGAAACAGAAAAAAGAAAAGGAAAAAUAUCUCUGAUUAAACACUAACCCAGCAGAGAAAGAAAGAGAGGAAAAUCUCUCAUCUGAAUAUCAUCCCACGGAUCAAGUUUGCGAAAAGCUUCUUGUCUUUUAACAUUUUGUAUCAGUUGAUUGGCAUUCCAUUUCUUGGUAUUUUUCGCACAAAAAAACCCGUUUCGAGUCUGUUCUUUGUCUUUCCGGUGUCGGUGGCUACAAGCUUUGGAGGCUCGGUUUCGGAGAACAUGAGUUCUAAUGUCUCGAGUGAGCGAAGGGACAAUAACAGGCCUACUAGGUUUGCUUCCCAAACUGCCCGUCAAGAGUGGGUUCCUAGAGGGGCCACCACCACGAUGACUGUCGUAAACCCUGUUUUAAGCUCCGACUCGAACACAACUGGCAAUGGUGGAAGAGAUUCUAACCACGGCUCUACAACAUCUCAGAGUCGGUCCAGGGGGAACAAUAGUAGUACUGGUUCAAGGGGUCAAGUCAAUCGUUGGACGAAUCACAGGAGGGAGAGGGAGAAGAAGGAGAAGGAGAGAAGUGUGACUCAAGAGAGGAGUACAAGCGAGGAUGAGGGGGUUUUGAAAGACGUAAAUUUGCCUCAUCUUGUGCAAGAGAUUCAGGACAAGUUGAUGAAGGGUGCUGUUGAGUGUAUGAUUUGCUAUGACAUGGUUAGGAGAUCUGCAGCCAUUUGGUCUUGUUCGAGCUGCUACUCGAUUUUCCAUCUGAAUUGUAUCAAGAAAUGGGCUCGAGCGCCUACCUCUGUCGAUCUGUCUGUGGAGAAAAAUCAGGGGUUUAAUUGGCGGUGUCCUGGAUGUCAAUCCGCGCAGCUCACGUCAUUGAAGGAGAUUCGAUAUGUGUGCUUUUGUGGCAAGAGGCCUGACCCACCUUCUGACUUGUAUUUGACUCCCCAUUCGUGUGGGGAGCCUUGUGGGAAGCAUCUUGAGAGGGAUUUUCUUGUUCCAGGAGAGAGUGAGGAGGAUCUUUGCCCUCAUGUGUGUGUGUUGCAGUGCCACCCGGGUCCAUGCCCGCCUUGUAAAGCAUUUGCCCCUCCUCGUAGAUGCCCUUGCGGAAAGAAGACGACUACGACUAGAUGCUCUGAUCGGAAGUCUGUUCUUACUUGUGGUCAGCGCUGUAACAAGGUUCUUGAAUGCGGUCGUCAUAGGUGUGAGCGGGUUUGUCACUUGGGUGCUUGUGACCAGUGUCAAGUUCUGGUCAGUGCUUCCUGUUUUUGCAAGAAAAUGGUGGAGGUUGUUCUUUGUGGAGACAUGAUCCUGAAGGGCGAGGUGAAAGCUGAAGAUGGGGUCUUUUCAUGUUCUUCUCUUUGUGAGAAGAAACUUAAUUGUGACAAUCAUUUCUGUAGUGAAGUUUGCCACCCAGGCUCCUGUGGAGAGUGCAACUUGCUGCCAAGCAAGACAAAGACAUGCCACUGUGGGAAAACAGUCUUGGAGGAGGAACGGCAGAGUUGUUUAGACCCAAUCCCUACCUGUUCACAAAUAUGCAAGAAGCCACUUCCUUGUCGGAAGCAUUUUUGCGAAGAGGUGUGCCAUGCUGGUGAUUGUCCCCCUUGUUUGGUUAAAGUGGAGCAAAAAUGCCGCUGUUCAUCAACUUCUCGAUAUGUGGAAUGCUAUAAGACUACUUCAGAUGAGAAAUUUACUUGUGAUAAGGCUUGUGGGCGGAAGAAGAGCUGUGGAAGGCACCGUUGUAGUGAGCGAUGCUGUCCUCUUUCUAAUUCAAGCAGCACCUACUUGGGGGAUUGGGAUCCACACUUUUGUUCCAUGUCCUGUGGUAAGAAGCUGAGAUGCGGCCAACAUUCUUGUCAAUCGUUGUGCCACAGUGGCCAUUGCCCUCCUUGCCUUGAAACCAUUUUCACUGAUCUAACAUGUGCUUGUGGGAGAACUUCAUUACCACCUCCAUUGCCUUGUGGAACACCAACCCCUUCUUGUCAACUCCCAUGUUUAGUACUUCAGCCUUGUGGUCAUUCAUCUUCUCACAGCUGCCACUUUGGAGACUGCCCCCCUUGUUCGGUGCCUGUAGCAAAAGAGUGUAUUGGUGGACAUGUUGUUCUUAGGAACAUUCCUUGUGGGUCACGGGACAUUAGAUGUAACAAGCUAUGUGGAAAGACCAGGCAAUGCGGUAUGCAUGCCUGUGGAAGAACUUGUCACCCGCCACCUUGCGAUGCUCAUACGGAAUCUGAACCAGGUUUAAGAUCUUCUUGUGGGCAGACAUGUGGUGCUCCUAGGAGAGAUUGCAGGCAUACAUGUACUGCACCUUGUCACCCCUCGUAUCUUUGUCCCGAUGUACGGUGCAACUUCCCUGUGACAAUAACCUGCUCUUGUGGCCGGAUAACAGCAAGUGUUCCAUGUGAUGCUGGGGGAAACAAUGGUGGUUUUAAUACUGAUACUGUAUACGAAGCUUCAGUUUUGCAGAAAUUGCCAGUGCCACUUCAACCAGUAGAAGCCUGUGGUAAGAAGAUACCACUUGGACAGAGGAAGCUGAUGUGUGAUGAUGAAUGUGCAAAGUUGGAGCGGAAACGAGUUCUUGCAGAUGCUUUUGAUAUAGCUACAACAAACUUGGAUGCUCUUCAUUUUGGUGAAAGCUCUGUUGUUUCUGAGUUGUUGACAGACCUCUAUAGGCGUGAUCCAAAAUGGGUAUUAUCUGUGGAGGAGAGAUGCAAGUAUUUAGUGCUUGGAAAGAGCAAAGGAACUACUAGUGGUCUUAAGGUCCAUGUUUUCUGUCCAAUGCAAAAGGAUAAGAGAGAUGUGAUUAGGGUAAUUGUUGAAAGGUGGAAGCUCACUGUAAGUUCUGCUGGAUGGGAGCCAAAGCGUUUUAUUGUAGUUCAUGUUACGCCAAAGUCGAAAGCUCCACCUCGUGUUCUUGGGGUCAAGGGCACUACUACCGUGAAUGCACUCCAUCCUCCUGCGUUUGAUCCUUUGGUGGACAUGGAUCCCAGGCUUGUUGUUUCUUUUCCAGAUCUGCCUAGAGAUGCCGAUAUAAGUGCAUUGGUUCUGAGGUUUGGCGGGGAGUGUGAGCUCGUCUGGUUGAAUGACAAGAACGCGUUGGCUGUGUUUCAUGAUCCUGCUCGUGCAGCAACAGCCAUGAGGAGGUUGGAUCAUGGAUCGGUAUACCAUGGGGCUGUUCUGGGGCAGCCAGCUGCUGGUGCUUCUUUGUCCUCAGGAACCAACGCAUGGGGAGGAGUGGGAACGGCCAAGGGUAACCCUUGGAAGAAGGUGGUGGUUCAGGAAUCUGGUUGGAAAGAAGAUUCUUGGGGUGGUGAAGAGUGGUUAUCUGGUGGCUCUGCCGAUGUGCAGGCAUCUGUUUGGAAGAAAGAAGCGCCACUUGCUGCCUCAUUAAAUAGAUGGAGUGUUCUUGAUCACGAAACGACUUCGAGUUCGUCACCCACAUCUGUUGGAGUUAAGGUUUCGGCAAAGGAGAAUACAGGUGGCACGCAUCCGAAUUUGGGAUCGAGCACAAGUGUUGUGAAUCCAACGAGGCAGCUCGUAGGAAAUAUUACUGGCACAGAUACUUCUGAGGUGGUGGAUGAUUGGGAGAAGGCUUAUGAUACUAUGGAGUAAGAAAAACAUACUAAAAUUUUCCGACAAAUAAAGUACACUCAGUUUUAUGUUUUGGAUAAUUCUUUCUGGUUCAUGGAAAAGGGUACGAGAGGCAUUAUACGGCCUAAUCGUCCCUUCUGGUCUUAUUUCGGCUUCUUGUGCCGCAAUAGGGCAUAUGUUUUCUUUGAUGUUUUGCACUCAAUUUCUCUUGCUUCGGUUACAUCUUCCAGUUGUCUGGUCGAUCUUUGGCUAGUAUUUUUUUUUUUUUUCAAAAAUCUACUAGCAUGGCAUAGAAUUGGUGUGAAACUGAGGCUGUGUUUGCGGUUCUAGGCUGUGUUUGCGGUUCUGCUAAAUGGAAAAGCGUUCUUUUGUAAAUGCGGAUUUCGUUUUAUUAUAUAUUGCAACAAAGUUGCGACUAUGCUUCAAUGGAACAAA
This is a messenger RNA of Morus notabilis, 4149 nucleotides long. Its product is annotated as NF-X1-type zinc finger protein NFXL1. Lineage: Eukaryota; Viridiplantae; Streptophyta; Magnoliopsida; Rosales; Moraceae. The transcript is spliced from 2 exons. The coding region runs from base 406 to 3735 and encodes 1109 amino acids. Gene Ontology annotation, cellular component: nucleus. The record is from RefSeq and is a predicted model, not a curated record. Gene Ontology annotation, biological process: regulation of DNA-templated transcription. Gene Ontology annotation, molecular function: DNA-binding transcription factor activity, RNA polymerase II-specific; RNA polymerase II transcription regulatory region sequence-specific DNA binding; zinc ion binding.